This is a messenger RNA of Ilyonectria robusta, 156 nucleotides long. RefSeq lists its product as uncharacterized. NCBI's taxonomy places the organism in Eukaryota, Fungi, Ascomycota, Sordariomycetes, Hypocreales, Nectriaceae. The record is from RefSeq and is a predicted model, not a curated record. The annotation marks the transcript as partial. The transcript has a single exon.
ACUAAGGAGCUACUUAACUACAGACGGGAUUAUGCGGUAGCGGAGAGCCUGCGAUAUGCUAAAGUGUGGAACGCAGGAGUAGUACAAGGUAAGGACUUUUCGAGGGCUCUUGUAAGUGGUAUGAAGAAGACUAAGCAUACAUUUGUAAAGUUGUAG